Messenger RNA from Trachymyrmex septentrionalis, 8260 nucleotides. Its product is annotated as CREB-binding protein. NCBI's taxonomy places the organism in Eukaryota, Metazoa, Arthropoda, Insecta, Hymenoptera, Formicidae. Gene Ontology annotation, biological process: positive regulation of transcription by RNA polymerase II. Bases 58 to 7686 code for a protein of 2542 amino acids. The record is from RefSeq and is a predicted model, not a curated record. The transcript is spliced from 22 exons. Gene Ontology annotation, molecular function: histone acetyltransferase activity; protein binding; transcription coactivator activity. Gene Ontology annotation, cellular component: nucleus; histone acetyltransferase complex; transcription regulator complex.
AAAUGUAAAUCGCCACCGAACGUUUCCGUUUCUAAGGGAGGAAUAGUCGAUCCACAGAUGGUCGUGAGUCUUGGUAAUCUACCAAGUAGUAUAGUCAGUUCGUUGGCGAAUAAUCAAAUAUCGAUCGCGAAUUCGAUGGACGGUUUACAAUCGUCCAUGAGUAUGGCCGGAAGUAAUUCCACGAUAUUGAUUCCGGGCGGUAUGAAUUCCGGUUUAGUGAUGACUAGCACCGCUAGUGGAAACAACAUGGAAGGAAUGGCUGACGAGAGCUUGAUAGGAACAAACAGUUUGAACAAACAACCUUUAAAUACAAAUCUUUUGAAGGUAACCAUGAUGGGCCCUAAUACUCAAGCAAUACAUCAUCCCGGUGCUCCUCACAUGGUUACGCCAAUGCAAAACGAUCCUGGAAUGAUGAACACAAGAGCUGUUGCAAUGCAGCAACAACAACAAGCGCAUAUGGUUGGUCCGGCGAGAGGGCAAAGUCCUCAUCAACAGGUGCAUCAAGUUGGCAUCGUCGAUCCCGGUCAAGGUGGUCCCAGAAUGCAGACUCCUCCUAACAUGGCAAAUAUGCAGACUAUGAGGCAAUUACGUGCGAAUCCGUAUAGCUAUGGUUCUCCAAAUAUGGUUGGACCAGGGGCAGAAGUAACUGUAUGCUCCAAUAAUCCCGUAGGUGUCGUCAAACCGCAGCAGAAGGGCGUUGGAACAAACAUGAGUCCCAUGCAAGCGGCAGCCGCUGCUAGCAGAUUUACUAGUGCUGCUGGUCCGAUCGGUACUACGAAUGUCGUGGGUGGUCAGGAAGGUGGAACGGCAGCACAACAAGCACAGCCACCAGCACCAAGUCCAGCUCAACCUCAAUCAGGAGCACCAACUGGAGGGCAGCCAGGUCCGCAGCAAGCUACGCGAAGGCAAAUGCCUGGUGCUGGUGCUUGGGGCGUAAAAUCGACACCAGAUCCAGAAAAAUGUAAACUCAUACAGAAAGAAUUGCUGCUAAUUCUACAUGCGGAAAAAUGCCGGCGACACGAGAGUCAAACGAACGGCGAGAUGAGACAGUGCACCUUGCCGGACUGUGAAACCAUGACAAAUGUUUUGAAUCACAUGCCGAAUUGUGAAGCUGGUAGAUCUUGUAUGAUGCCUCGUUGUAGCAUAUCUAGGCAAAUUAUCAAUCAUUGGAGACAUUGUAAUCGAAGUGAUUGCCCAGUUUGCUUGCCAAUAAAACAAGCAAAUAAGAAUAGGACUAAUUCUGCGCAAGCGUCCGCAAUUCAACCAAAUAAUCAGCCAAAUACAAGUCCAUCUGAAAUGAGAAGGGCUUAUGAAGCUUUAGGGAUUCAAUGUCCAACAACGACACCGGGAAUCUUGCCCGGUCAAGGCGUUGGAAGAGGCGUCAGAAUGCCAGCUCCCGGCAUGGCGGGUCCUCCAGGAACACUGGGCAACGUUAGAUUAGCGCAACCUCAAACACAGGAUUUUUACGAGAAAAGCAACAAGCGAUGGGCGCCCAUGUGUGUUUCAGCUGCACCGGGACAAUCUGUAGUCGGUGCUGGACAACAAGUAGUCGCUCCGAACGUAUCUCUUCCUUUAAAUUCCGAUCCUAGUACGGUCGGAGUAGCCGGCAAUCAGACGGUACCGACGACCGGACCCACAUCCGCCGCAGCAGCGGCUGCUGCCAAUAUACAGCAAUCUGUUAAUAUGCAAACAUUGUUCGGACUGAACGAGUCUGGACAACCUGGUGUGAUAGGCGGGGAAAAUAGAUUAGCAAAUCUGCAGCUUCCAGGUGGUCUUCAACCCGGACAAGUCACUGCGACGCCGGUGCAAGGAACAAAGGAAUGGCAUUUGUCCGUCACUCCUGAUCUCAGAAACCAUCUCGUUCAUAAAUUGGUUCAAGCGAUAUUCCCGACUCCCGAUCCACAAGCCAUGCUCGAUAAAAGAAUGCACAACUUAGUUGCGUACGCGAGGAAGGUAGAAGGUGACAUGUAUGAAAUGGCUAACUCUCGGUCGGAAUACUAUCAUCUAUUGGCCGAGAAAAUUUACAAGAUUCAAAAGGAACUUGACGAAAAACGACAAAAACGAAAGGAACAGCAACAGCUGCAAGCGCAACAGCAACAACAGCAGCAACAACCAACGCAGCCACCAGGUACAUCUGGUCCUGGAUUAAGGCCAUGUGCACCUCCAAAUGUAGGUACCGUUAUGCCAGGGGCAUCGAAACCUGUUGGAACAGUACCACCUACCUUACGAAGCCACUCACCGAGUAUGGGUCAACUGACAACGAUACCAGCGAUGGCUAUCCAACAGCACAAUAGGAUGCAAUUUCCACAGCAACAGCAGGCGCAACAACAACAGCAGGCCCAACAGCAACAACAGGUGCAAGCUCAGCAACAAAUACAGCAACAACAGCAGCAACAACAAGGCAUCCUGGUCGGCCCUCCCGGUCCUAGCCCAAACGGACAAUCCACAUCCAACACCAAUAUGGUGCCUAAUCCUGGACUGAGUCCGUUUGGACCUCAAAUGUCCCAGGCUAAUCUCACGACCACUACUGCAUCUAACAACGCGACGACUAGUCAAUUCCCGACGUCCAAUGGCACGACUGCCGGUUUACCUAACAGUUCUCCUAUUCAGAACCAGCAUCAAUUUCCCGAUCUCAUGAAAGUCAGACUGGCGCAAGCCCAAGCUCAAGCGGCGCAACAACAGCAACAACAGCAGCAGCAAAGCCAGCAACAACCACAACCGACAAGUGCUCCCAGUCAAGUUGGUACUCCAGCAACAUCGAUUCCGCAAACACCAUCACCGUUUAGUGGUAUGCAGCAACCAAGUGCACAGCAGCCGCAGCAACAGCCGCAACAACAAUCGAAUCAACAAUUUCCAACUCGGCCAUUGUCAGCUAGCACGCCUAAUGACAAUGGUAUUGCAUCAUCGACACCACAGACGAUACCACCGCCUGCGUCAAGCGGACCAAGUCCAACGGGUGGCGUACCCGUGACGACUACAGGUACGACUAACGGACCUCAGUCGACCACGUCCACACCAAACACACCACUUGUACCGUCGUUAAUGACGCCAAAUCAAACGGUCUCUUCCGCAUCGAACCAGACGCCUCCCCAUUCCGGCCCAACACCGUCCCCAGCCGGCCUUGCGAGUCUUGGUAAGGGUAUGACCUCGCAAGAACGAGCAGCACUAAACACUCCACGUAGCACAUCUAUGUCCUCGCAAAUGGCUGCCAUUACAGCAGCGCUGGAUCGUGACAAUUCACCCAGCCCGCCGAUGAAUAAUAACAAAGGUAAACUGGAUUCCAUCAAGGAAGAAAUAAAGAUGGAGAUCAAACAAGAACCACCGGAUGAGCCACAGAAUCACAGAAUGGAUGGUAAAAGUGUAAACAAUGAGAUUAUUAUUAAAACCGAACCGAAGGACGAACCAAUGGAGGAGGGUUCGAAUGAGGCGACCGUGAAGGAAGAGCCUGGCAUUAAAGAGGAGAGCAUGACUCCCGUGUCCAGUCAGGACACGGCUACCUCUGACAUCAAACCUUUGGUGCCGGAACCGAUUCAACCGAGUGGCACAUCUACUGACAAGAAGAAGUGCUUGUUCAAGCCUGAUGAAUUGCGUCAGGCAUUGAUGCCGACGUUGGAAAAGUUAUAUCGACAAGAUCCUGAGAGCAUUCCGUUCCGACAACCGGUAGAUCCCCAAGCAUUAGGUAUACCGGAUUAUCCGACUAUCGUGAAGAAACCGAUGGAUCUAUCGACGAUCAAGAAGAAACUCGACACGGAAAAGUACAGCGAUCCGUGGGAAUACGUCGACGACGUGUGGAUGAUGUUCGAUAAUGCUUGGCUGUAUAAUCGCAAGACUUCUCGAGUUUAUAGAUAUUGCACCAAGCUUUCGGAAGUGUUCGAGCAGGAGAUAGACCCCGUGAUGCAGGCACUGGGUUAUUGUUGCGGCAGAAAGUAUACGUUCAACCCGCAGGUACUCUGUUGCUACGGCAAGCAGCUUUGUACGAUACCUAGGGAUGCAAAGUAUUAUUCGUAUCAAAACAGUGGUCUUCUAAAGGGAAUUGGUCUUCUUUCCGACAGAUACACCUUCUGUCAGAAAUGUUUCAACGACAUUCCUGGUGACACAGUGACGUUGGGAGACGAUCCAACGCAGCCUCAAACUGCCAUCAAGAAGGAACAGUUCCAGGAAAUGAAGAAUGAUCACUUAGAAUUAGAGCCUUUUGUAACCUGUACAGACUGUGGUAGGAGAGUACAUCAAAUUUGUGUGCUCCAUAUGGAAGCAAUCUGGCCGUUAGGAUUUACCUGUGAUAAUUGCUUAAAGAAGAAGGGACAGAAACGCAAAGAGAAUAAGUUCAAUGCCAAACGAUUACCCGUAACGAAACUCGGCACGUAUAUCGAGACGCGCGUAAAUAAUUUCUUGAAGAAGAAGGAAGCGGGCGCCGGUGAGGUCGCGAUCAGAGUGGUCGCAUCCAGCGACAAGGUGGUCGAGGUCAAACCCGGGAUGCGAAGUAGAUUCGUCGAGAACGGCGACAUGCCCGGCGAAUUCCCAUACCGCGCGAAGGCAUUGUUCGCGUUCGAGGAGGUCGACGGCACCGACGUCUGUUUUUUCGGUAUGCACGUGCAGGAGUACGGAAGCGAAUGUACGCCACCUAACACCAGACGAGUUUACAUCGCGUAUCUGGACUCUGUCCACUUCUUCCGGCCUAGACAAUUUCGAACGGCUGUGUAUCACGAGAUUCUUCUCGGAUAUCUCGACUACGCGAAACAGCUUGGAUACACUAUGGCUCACAUUUGGGCUUGUCCACCUUCCGAAGGGGACGAUUAUAUCUUCCACUGCCAUCCCGCAGAACAAAAAAUACCAAAGCCUAAGAGAUUGCAGGAGUGGUACAAGAAAAUGUUGGAUAAGGGAAUGGUCGAAAGAAUCGUGCUCGAUUACAAGGACAUCUUAAAACAAGCCAUGGAAGACAGACUUUCAUCCGCGGCGGACCUACCAUAUUUUGAGGGCGACUUUUGGCCGAAUGUGUUGGAAGAAAGUAUUAAAGAAUUAGAUCAGGAAGAGGAAGAGAAACGAAAACAAGCUGAAGCGGCGGAAGCAGCCGCUGCUGCAGCAAACGCGAUAUUUUCGCUGUCCGAAGACGCAGAAACUCCAGACGGUAAGAAGAAGGGUCAGAAAAAGGCGAAAAAAUCUAACAAAUCUAAAGCGAAUCAAAGGAAAAAUAGCAAGAAAUCGAAUACUCCUCAAACCGGCAAUGAUCUUUCCGCGAAAAUCUUUGCCACUAUGGAAAAGCACAAAGAAGUGUUUUUUGUCAUUAGGUUGCACAGCGCUCAAAGUGCAGCCAGUUUGGCACCUAUCCAAGAUCCCGAUCCUGUUAUCAAUUGUGAUCUAAUGGAUGGUCGUGACGCGUUUCUCACGAUGGCAAGGGAAAGGCAUUACGAAUUUUCAUCGCUUAGAAGAGCAAAGUUUAGUUCCAUGUCUAUGUUGUACGAAUUACAUAAUCAAGGCCAAGACAAGUUUGUUUAUACUUGUAAUAACUGUAAAAGUCAUGUGGAGACUAGAUACCAUUGUACAGUUUGUGACGAUUUCGAUUUAUGUGUGAGUUGUAAAGAUAAAGACGGUCACCCGCAUCCGAUGGAGAAACUUGGCUUUGAUUUGGAUGAUGGCUCUUCGCCGGCCGAUGCCAAACAAACGAAUCCACAGGAGGCGAGGAAAUUAUCGAUACAAAGAUGCAUUCAGUCAUUGGUGCAUGCUUGCCAAUGUAGAGAUGCCAAUUGUCGUCUACCGAGUUGUCAAAAGAUGAAGCGAGUAGUUAUGCACACGAAGAACUGCAAGAGAAAGACAAAUGGUGGUUGUCCUAUAUGUAAACAGUUAAUUGCGUUGUGUUGUUAUCAUGCAAAACACUGCCAAGAGACCAAAUGUCUCGUUCCAUUCUGCUCCAACAUCAAGCACAAAAUAAAGCAGCAACAAUUACAACAACGGUUACAGCAAGCGCAGUUGCUUAGGAGGCGAAUGGCUGUGAUGAAUACGAGGCCCACUGGACCUGUAGCAAUGCAGACCGGACAACAGACUUCAAAUGUUGCCAUGACGACUGGAGUCGCUAUGAAACCUGGUGUUAGCACAUCGAAUUUGCCAACUCCACAUCAACCAGGUAUCGGAUUGAAGCCCGGAACGCAGACUCCUCCCGCUCAUGUUCUACAAGUGGUGAAGCAGGUGCAGGAGGAGGCAGCGAGACAACAAGCACCACAUGUCAACUAUGGUAAGGUAACACCGGGCGGUGGUGUUGGUGUGGGUGUCGGCGUAGGAGGUCAAACUGGUGGGGUAAUGCCGCCACCUCAGAUGCAACGGCCGUUGCCGGUUCAGAUGCCGAAUCCCAGCGGCACGCAUCUCAUCCCGAUGGAUCAAUGGACAGCGAGCAGGUACCAGUCGAAUACAGUGAUGCAACAAAAUCCCAAUUUGGCGCGACAGCAGACACCGCAACAGCUGAUGCAACAACAACAACAACAACAACAGCAUCAGGCUCAACCGGGAAUGGGAAUGGGUGCGCAAAUGGCACGGCAACCGGGCGUGAUCGGGCCGGUCGGACAGGUCGGUCCGCAGGCAAGUACUAUGCAUAAACACGCUCUGCAACAGCUGAUGCAAACUCUCAGGAGUCCGCACACGCCCGACCAGCAGAACCAGAUACUCCAAAUACUUAAGAGCAAUCCACCGUUAAUGGCCGCCUUCAUCAAGCAACGAGCGCUUGUCCAUCAGCAACAACCUGGUCAGCAUGGUGGGGGUGUCGGCGGCCCAUUGGGCCCUAAUCAACCCCAACAACAACCUGGUUUGCAGCAUAUGAUGUCUCAACAGCAGCAGCCGCAGCAGCAGCAGCCGCAGCAGCAGACGCAACAGCAACAACAACAGGGUAGACUACAGAUACAGAUGCUGACUCAGCAGGCGCAACAACAACAGCCAGUACAAGCGCAGUCGCAAUGGUAUAAGCAACAGAUGUUGGUGAUGCAGCAGAGGCAACAGCAGGUGGCUCAACAGCAACAACAGCAGCAGCAGCAACAACAACAGCAGCAGCAGCAACAGCAGCAGCAGCCGUUCACUCAACCUCCGGCGCCACCAUACGGUCAACAGCGACCUAUACGGCCGCUUCUUGGUAAUUACAUGACCCAUCGUAAUUACUUAGGAAACAGUGGGGCUGUAGUACGUAGUGUGUUUUCUCGACACCAAAACUUGCCCAACUUCCUAGGUUACGGCGGUUUCAACGAACAGGGCUACGGUCAGCCAGGUCUGAAACCUACUCCGCCGCCCGUGCCCUCGCCGCAAGGCGUCAUGGGUCCGCCGGGGAUCUCCGUGCAACAACAGUUGAUGCAGUCAGUCCGUUCGCCACCGCCCAUCCGAUCUCCGCAGCCCAACCCCUCGCCGCGACCUGUCCCUUCCCCUCGUAAUCAACCGGUACCGUCGCCGCGAUCGGGUCCGGUACCAUCGCCGCAUCAUCAUCCGCCUCACGGCACGCCGACACAUUCGCCGGCUCACGAGCUCGGCGGCGGUCCUAGCGAGAUGAUGCUUUCGCAGCUGGGUGGCGGUCCAGGUGCGCCCACCGGCCAUCCCGCCACUAUGCCUCAUCAUCCCUCGCCGGCGCCGGCGCCCACGAAUAGCGGCGCAGACGCCAACGAGGUAACGUCGAUGACGCCGCAGGACCAACUCUCCAAGUUCGUCGAGGGGUUGUAGUGACUGUUACGGACGAUCACAUCGGUCGAUGGUUAUGUAAGUGUUUCCCUUAACGGAGACGACAACGGCGGCGCUCGGAUGGCUGCGACCGUCCGCGUCGCGUGAAUUUAUAAAUAAUACGAAACGUUCAACGGAAUUAUAAAAGCAUUAGAUAAUUAAUCUUGAAACUCGCGCGCGCGCCGAUAGAGACUGAAAGAGAAAGCCUGACGCGCGUACCAUCAAAUUUUGUCGAGCGAUUGAGCCUGACACGCCUGGGGGUUUGGAACUCCCCUAGGACCGCAGGAUAGUUUCCGAUUUCGCGAUCCUCAAUGUUGCGAACAAACGUUUCGGUUCGCGCGCGCGUGUAUAUAUCUUCUCUUUCAAUUUUCUACAUUAUGCGAUGCGUCGAAAGACAAGAAGGAAAGAUAACGCGAUGUUGGUGCUUUUUAAUUCUUCUCGGCCUGGCUCAAAUAGACUCAAAAUUGUUUUCGUCCUUGGUCGAGAAAGAAAGAGAUAUAAAAAUCAGUAGAAUGAGGAGGAACGAAAGACUAAAGGAAAACUGUCGAAAGAUCAUUAUUUACGUAUCCUCCAGAGC